AAACAAAAAAAAUUAAGAGUACUAAAGAGAGAAAUGAAAUAUUAAGCGGGGAACAGCAAGGAGACGGCUGCUGAAGUCGGGAAAAAAGCAACGGCAAAAGUAUUAUAUUUCCCAUCGCAAAGAUUUGCAGGAAACACCAAAAUUUGGCUUCUCUGCAAUGGCAUAGUUGUUUUGUGGGUCAUCGCCAGGCGAGGGACGCACGGUCCAUACAUAGUGCAAUUGACGCGACUGUGUAUGGAAGUUUUUGCAGGAUAACUCUUUCGAAAUACUACACACGAAGAUUUUUACGCGUGGACGGCGCGAAACGAUUUGUUUCGGGCUUCUACCAAUAAACGGCAUACCAAUAAACGGCAUUCAUUAGACGGUGGGGUAUUAUCUGACCGACGAGAAAAAUAGGAUCGGUUUAAAAUUCGUGAACGGAAAAUUAAAGCGUUCAAUCGUCUCGCAUCGUUUUUAGAGGAUGAGAACCGUUGAUCGCCAGAUUUAGCUCGUUCAGUUCAAAUAGGAGAUUGCAGGGCAGCCAUGGCGACUUGGUUAGCAGUCAGAUUAAGUAGGUCCUCCAGAUUGAAGCCCCUGGUGGCCAAUAUAUCACGAUCAAAUAUACUGUCGACACUUAUAGUAGCAGGGAAUGAGCAGGUUCGAAGUAUUAGUUCCUAUGUGAUAUUAGAUGGUCCAGCUAGUAGAAAAGAUAUCAGGGUACCAUAUAAUGGCCUUUACAAAAGUUUUCCAUAUCAAGCAUGGACUAGGUCAUUUGCAUCAGAUAAACGUGAACUCGUUGAGGCUGUUGUGCCAUUCAUGGGUGAAUCAGUCAGUGAUGGGACUCUUGCAACAUUUCUCAAGAAACCAGGAGAUAGAGUCGAGAUGGAUGAAGCCAUAGCUCAAGUUGAGACUGACAAGGUGACUGUUGAUGUUAAUAGUCCUCAAGCAGGUUACAUUGAGAAGUUUGUAGCCAAGGAGGGAGAUACAGUUGUACCAGGAACAAAGGUGGCAGUUAUUUCAAUGUCAGCAGAUGGAUCAACACCUAAAGGAGAGAAGAAAAAGUCAUCACCACAAUCUUCUCAGCAAUUACCAGAUUCAGAUGUUAAAAAAGCUAAGCCUGCACCUGCAGCACCUGCAGAGGAAGCCCCAAAAGACAAAGUGGCUGUUCCUGCAUCCCCACCUCCUAAGACUUCUCCUUUGGAACUGCAACUUCCUCCAAAGGACAGGGAAAGAAGGGUGCCCAUGACAAGGCUACGCAAACGGGUGGCUACACGUCUUAAAGAUUCGCAGAACACAUUUGCUUUGCUAACUACCUUUAAUGAAGUUGACAUGACAAACUUAAUGCAACUUCGGACAGAGUACAAGGAUGCUUUCCUAGAAAAACAUGGUGUAAAGCUGGGAUUUAUGUCUGGAUUCAUAAAGGGUGCAGUGAGUGCACUUCAGCAUCAACCCAUAGUGAAUGCUGUCAUUGAUGGUGAUGACAUCAUAUACAGAGACUAUGUUGACAUCAGCAUUGCUGUGGGAACAGCAAAGGGACUUGUUGUACCAGUGAUCCGCAAUGCAGAUAAAUUGAACUUUGCAGAAAUAGAAAAAACAAUGAGUGCACUUGCCAAGAAAGCAAACAGUGGGUCCAUAUCAAUUGAUGAGAUGGCUGGAGGUACUUUCACAAUAUCUAAUGGUGGUGUGUAUGGCAGCCUCCUGAGCACACCCAUUAUUAACCCACCCCAGUCUGCAAUUUUGGGCAUGCAUUCCAUCCAAAAUCGUCCAGUUUGUGUGGGUGGCAACAUUGUUGCAAGACCUAUGAUGUACAUUGCACUUACAUAUGAUCAUAGGCUCAUUGAUGGGAGAGAGGCUGUUUACUUCCUUAGACGUAUCAAGGAUGUAGUAGAGGAUCCACGGAGGCUUCUGCUUGACAUCUAAUGUGAGCGGAGGUUUUUUUAUCAAAUAGAAUUUUCCAAAAUUACGCUCAAAGCAGGAAUGACACAAUUUGUUUUUAAUAAAUUUAUCGGGCCAAUUUUAUUUUGGUCGAUGACUCUCUUGCAUGAUUUUUUCUGGGACAUUUGGUUUACAUCUUUCUUUAGAAGCAGUUGAGACGAGGACAUUUUUUGAACGACACUAUCAAUGUGAUAUACAUAUACACUAUCACGGUGAUCUACAUAUUCAGGAACAGGUUGACACAUAAUAUUUUGACAUUAGUUGAUUCUUGUAGGUA
This is a messenger RNA of Cryptomeria japonica (Japanese cedar), 2191 nucleotides long. Its product is annotated as dihydrolipoyllysine-residue succinyltransferase component of 2-oxoglutarate dehydrogenase complex 1, mitochondrial. The transcript is spliced from 13 exons. Gene Ontology annotation, cellular component: oxoglutarate dehydrogenase complex. The coding region runs from base 523 to 1899 and encodes 458 amino acids. The record is from RefSeq and is a predicted model, not a curated record. Gene Ontology annotation, molecular function: dihydrolipoyllysine-residue succinyltransferase activity. Gene Ontology annotation, biological process: tricarboxylic acid cycle. Lineage: Eukaryota; Viridiplantae; Streptophyta; Pinopsida; Cupressales; Cupressaceae.